Molecule: messenger RNA, 1301 nt
Organism: Momordica charantia (bitter melon)
Lineage: Eukaryota; Viridiplantae; Streptophyta; Magnoliopsida; Cucurbitales; Cucurbitaceae
Source: RefSeq, a predicted model, not a curated record
GAAAGGUUUGUUAGGCUCAGGCUCCGCCAUGGCUUAUGCAGCUAUUAUAGCAUCCGCUUCAGUUUCUGUGCAUUUGGCUGUUGUUAUGGUUGAACWUUGAAGAGAAAUAGGAUGGAGAGGUUCUUCUCGGUGCGGCAAAUCCACUCUCACUGCGACUCUUCCCACUCGAUCAUGCUUCUUUCAGGGCCUCCUUCCUGCGGAAAGACCUCCUUACUUUUUCAGUUUGCUUUUAAUUUGGGUCUGGAGGGAAAUGUAACCUUCAUCUGCAAGCGCCGCAAAUUAGAGAACAAACCUCCAUAUCUCUCCCAGGGAGUUGAUCCAGCCUCCGAAACCUUUCAGCGCAUACAAAUGAAGUAUUUGGAAGACGACGAAGGAAUUAAGAAGUACUUCUCUGCAUUUCACCUGCAUAGUACACUUCCUGCGGCAGUUGUUAUUGAUGAUUUUGGAGACUUUUUCAUGGACCGGCGAUGCCAAGAAAAGUAUGCCAAUCCUCGUGGAAGAGACUUAGCAAUGGUUAGAACUCUAGCUCUUUGUCACAAUGCUGUGAGCAUAGCGAAUCGAAGUAGGCCUUGUAAGCUUGUGUUGUCUGAUACACACCACGGAGAGUCCCCUAGGUUGAUCUUCAUAUAUAAGAGAUGGGUUCCAACCAUUUUCACCAUUAGAGGUGAUGGAUCUGGAUGGUUUAUGAGAAGUAUUAACAAUUGUGGAAAUGACUGUUGUUUGAGAACUAGAGGUGCAAAGUACUCGAUUGCCCUUCAGUUCCUGAGUUUGGACGAAAUUUCUGAGGACAGUGGUGARCAAUGAAUUUAUUGGCAGCUCGAGUACUUCAUUUGUAAGUAUGUCUGUUGCCCUAUUCAUUACAGGACUUCUACGCAAUGCUACUGUUGAUAAAUUAGUAUUUGUUGUAGAGAACAAUGUUCUGAUAUCAGCUUCUUUAUCGUAUAAUCUUAGUGUCUAUGACUCUAUAUGACUUUUAUGACAGAUGGUUAACUUUGAUCUGUAUAUGCUCACUAGUCAUUAGUCAAUCAAGCUUUCCGACAUCUCAAUCUCAGAACAGCUUGAAGUUUUUUCAAUUUUCCCACUAAAAGAUCAGGCAGUUUGAGUAAUGAUUUACGAAAGAUUAUUACCCUUCAGCUGAUAAAAAAGAACUCCCUUAGUUGUGCUGCUACCAUGCAUUAAUCUAAGAAGAUAUGGUCUUUAUGUUCUAGAAUAUCAAGUAUUGAGCGGUAUCGAAGAAGUUUAUAGUCAUUAAUCAUUUACAAGCAUAAGAGAAAGUCAGCAAAGAGGGGGAAAAAAGAAAA